CAUGAAGACCCCCUCGCAUUGACUUCAAAACCCCUGCCACACUCCCGUUAUUUGCAGUUAGAUAUGUACUUUUGAUUAACAAUGUCGUUGUUGCUAUCGUGCCACCGAUUCUCCAAUUUUUGAAUUCCAUUCACUACGUAGCAGGAAGAAUGAGACGACUUUGUGUAGCCGGGCUCUGAUUCUGGAUAGGAUGUGGACCUCAGGGGUCAAGGUGAAUUAUGGUCUGCAUGCGAUGGUCAUGAAGGUUCAUAAAUCAUUGGGCAGAAUUGGGGAGCUGAACCAUGGUUGUUCUGGUUGAGGAUGUUCGGGAUUAUUUGAGAGAACUUUUUAUUGCCAGCUCCAAGAUUCAGCGCUGAAGCUAAGGUGAAUCGGAACGUGGGUCCAGUACAUCUUUUUUGGGAAUGUGAGAUAGGAAAAUUGGUUUGAUGGAGAUGGUAAGCGUGGAGGAUGUGGAGGAUCUCAACAUCAAGCUUGUUUCGGAUCGCGCUAAAACUCGGGAGGAAGGCGUGCGAGCUUUGGCAAGCUACUUGGAGAGCAAUGCUGGGUUGAGUAUUUGCCCUUUGUUGGAUCAGCAGACUGUGCUCUUGCGUCCCAACGACCGCAUUCCCUCUGCAACAUGGCCAGGGGUUUUACACGCACUGUGCGAUUGCAUACUAAUGGACGUUCUGGCCAGCAAAAAGCGGGGUCCAAAACCUAUCCUGGCCAAGACUCUAAGGAAUUUUAUCCACAAAGCGGAAGACAAAAGUCGUUCAGGGAAAAGCCACUUUCUCUUACGGAAAAUCAAAAGAUUGUUUCAGCAUAUACUGGAUAUGCUUCAAGAGGUGCCGGCUUUUUCGUCCGACUAUAGCCACAUUCUGCGUGAGCUACUUCCUGAUGUUGAAUAUCGCAUGCGUAUGGGCAAGAAGAUCUACAACGAUCUCGUGAUCCUUUAUUUAACGAAGGCAAAGGAGAUUAUACACACCCGCUCGUUUGAGGCCCCUUUAGCUAAAGAAGAAGCUUUUAGAAAUACUUUAACACUACUUAUUCUGUUGAAAAAUCCACCCGGGGACUUAGCAGCGCAUGUCAAGGAGGAUGUCGUCGAUGGCUUUUGUGACAUCUUUGCAUUCAACAGAGAUGAAGACCGGAUAACUAAGAAGCUUGUCUCAUCAUUAAAUGCUUUUUUGUUAAUAGACGGAUUGAAUUUGGGAGAUAAAGUAGCAAAGCUUCAUUGUAGUUUUCGACCAUUUAUGGUGCGAACAUGGUUAACUACACGAGAUCGAGACUUGAAGGAUGAACUUGUGUUAUAUGCUCGAAUUCAGUUGAAGCUUCAAUACAUUUUAACAUUAGAUGAAGGAAUCGUGGUGGAAGAGCUCCUCGGGCUAGUUGAGAAGGAGCUUGAUCAGAUUGGAAUUGUUCUUACUGCAUACAAUAGAUACGAUAUCAUGCGUGAGGACAAAGUUGGUUCUGUCAGCCGUAGUGAACGAGGCUUUCUUGAAUUUGCUGCGGCGGUUCUUUUUGAGGUUGGCAAGAGAGAUGAAAUUGGGAGGUUGUAUUGGAGUGCCAGUAAGCGCAAGAAAAGGGAUCCUGUUUACACUCUUGUGGGAGAGAAGAUAAUUGCUGCCAAGACCUUGUGGGAUGGAGCUUUCUGCAUUUUGAUUCGUAAUUUCGGGCCUCAAUUACCCCCUAAAAGUCUUGAAGCCUGGCUUGAUGGUUUAUCUGGGAAUUUAGAACGAGUGAUGAGUGAAGGUGUGAACACCCGAAGCUUUGGAACUCCUGUUUGGACUCUCCGGUGCCUCCAAGAGUUGAGCAGUCUUUGGUGUGAUGCGGUCAAUUCUUCAGCUGACACGUUGAGCAGGAAAUCAAGCGUAUGGCAAUCCAUUUGGGAAUCCGUGCUGCAUUGGCUACCUUUGUUCAUAAACGUUUCUAUCAUGGUGGAUGAGGCAUUUCGUCUACUUGGACUUAUAGCUACCAUGAGAUUGGUGCCAGUGUACAACGUUUCUCCAGAUUUUUGGGAGCUUCAAGUAUUUUCAGAGGUGCCUUCUGUAAAUAUACUCUUUUUCACUGCAGCGUUCUUUACCAGUGCCGGAAGCCAGGUCGUAACAAAAGGUGACCUUGACCUUCGCAGCAAGCUUCUGAAAUGGUCAUUGACAUAUCUGAAUCCCCAGGAGACUGAGAAAGCAAAAGUAGCAGCUUGGAAUGAAAAGUCGUUGAUUCUUCUCAGCGGAUCAGUAUUAGCGCUUAGUGUGGGCUUUGUUCCACUGCGUCCUAACGACAAGUUAUCACUUCAAAACUCAACUUGCGUGUCACUGGAUGUAACAAAAGAAUUGUCUCACUGGGCAGAGUGCAAGGAACCAGAGGUGGAGCUUGAUUCUAUGGACCGCUCUUCAUACACAUCCUCCAGCAUGGGGGUUAUUAUCACUCACACGGAUGCAUCCGAUACUCACACACGGAGCAACCCUUUGCCACGGUCAAGCAGUGACGUUCUUCUGCAGCGCCUAUCUGAGCUGCUUUUGCAAAAUGUGAAUACUGCUCUGGAAAAGAACGACCUGGCAACCUCGUUACCUUACCUUUUUUCCUCAUGCGGAUUGCUUGCUAACUGCAUCUAUGGAGUUGAGUAUUUAAUGCAAAGAAGGGGUCAACGACUUCCAGAUUGGUGUCCUAAUGGUAGACUAUGGCUAGGCUUGUCAAACAUGCUUGAAAUUUGCUUAUCUGUUCUUGAGAAUUGCAGAAACCGCAUUGAAUCCAGUGAUUCAUCCAGAAGUUCUUUGUCUGCUUCUUUGAAUACAUUUUUUCAUGAGUUUACACCAGCAGCACUAUCAGCCUUUUCAUGUUUUUUAUCAUCACCGGGGCGGGCGACCUUGGUAUGCAGUGGAGGGCUCGCUUAUGAACUGGACACAUCAGUUGCUGUUCUUCCGAUACUGACCAGGUUUUUGGAAUCGAUUUCUAGUGCGCUGACCUUCACUGCAGCUGUGAAAUCUUCAGCUCAAGAAGAGAUUCCAGGCAGUCCUGUAACAUUGACUGAGGAGCGUGAGGGGAAAGUCAAGUUGAUGGAUGUUGAUUUAGAUGAGUUCUCAGAGAUGGGUCCCCAGGGUUCCCAAAAGCUUGAAGGGUUACGCUCGAAAAUGAGAGGUGACAACUGUCUGUACGAUCAAUGGAAGGAGCUUUGUUUGAAAAUUGUUGCUGACAUUGGGCGUAUUUUGCCAGAGACAACGUACAAUGUUCUUUUUAAACUACUAGACAAUGAGGAAGAUAUCAAGGUUCGGUGGAAAAUUUUGCUUAUUUUAUGCGACCUUACGAAGGAGAAAACUAUUGAACAUCUACCUGAAUUGGUGCGCUGCAUGGAGAGUUUUCGCGAAGUCUGCCUGCAUAGUGAGUCUGGGCGAUUUAAUAUUUUGUCAGGCAUCGAUGCUAUACUGGUUAACUUACUGAUGCAAGAUCAGGGUGCUGCCAAAGUUGGUUCCUUCAAAGAUAUGCAGCUAGUUACACAAGAGGCUUUGCCUCAGUUGGCUUCUUUCAUUUCAGAUUUGGAGAAUAUUAAUCUGCUUUGGCCUACUCGAAUUAAGUUUGUUAACACGGUCUUUAACUAUAUUCUGGUCUCUCCAAGUACAGCUCAGGUGUUAACCGAGAAACUGCUGAGUUUUAUGCACGAUGUAGAGUACAGAGUUCGACGUUUAAUGUGUAUGCGAACCAACGUCUUCUUCCAGACCUGGGAUGGUCAUCAUGGACUAUUCCGUGAUGUGUGCGCUAAUUUUGGAGUCAAGAUGGUGAUGGUGACAAAAAGCAAGGUUGUCCGGGCAUCAGAAGUUGAAUUGGCUGGUUCACAAGAUACUCCCUUUACAGAAACUGCCUUGUUAACAUUAGCAGAGAUUGCUGCGUGUAGUGACAAAGUGGAAGGCGAGGCAUUGUUUAUGCUAUGUGCGCAUGCUGCCUUGAAUCCAUCACAAAGGUCUCUUGUCAGAAAUGUCCUUGACAGAGUAGCAAGUCAACUACAAUAUCCACAUCGCUGGACGUACUUCGAGUACGUGAUGGGAGCGCUACUGAGCAGAUGGGUCAUAGCACGUCUGUCAAUACCGUCACUUGUUGAGAUCAAGGACUUACUCAGUGAAAGAUCAGCCGUAGCGAUGUUCCUCGAGCAAUGCUGUCCUUGGCUGCUAUCAUCUCUUUUUCUUCAUGAUGACAAGGAUGAACUGCAAUGGAUUGCCAAGAGCAUGUCUCUUUCGCUCUCAUCAUUGGUAAGGCAAAAUUUUGCUUCCAUCUUCGCAGGCCUUUUGCCUAUACAUUCCCAUGGAACGGAGGAUGAACAGGAUAAGGCUGGAGCUGUUUUACAAUUGCACAUGCUGACAGCAGCUGAGUUAACAGAGGAUGAGCGUGAUACUCUCAUUCGGAAGCACAUGAUUUCUAUUGUGAGCUUUCUUUUCAGACUAUGUGGUGCCGCGGAGACACCAGAGCUUCCAUACUUCUCAAAAGCUGCCAUUUCGUCAGCUGUACGAACUGUUGUGGAUGGAUUUUUGGAUACAGAACAAGUCUCGGAAGAGGGGGGAGUUGUUGACAAGAUGCAGGUUUUCCGACCCGAUCGUGUAUUCAUGCUUCUGCUCCACCUUCACUACGAGAUCGACUCGGCAUACCACCCACGGCAUCGACGCCAUUUGUUGGCUAGCUUGAUGGCUAUAAUGACUGUAAUAGAUAAACGUGUGAUCGUCUCUAGCACUUUUCGUUACAUCAUACAUAUCAUCUUGCAGUCUAUAAAUGUCAAUGAACUUCAAGAUCAAUGUUGCGGCCUCUUAGGAUACCUCCUAGACCAAGUGGAAUCUUCGCCAUUAAGCGCAAAUACCCUUGAUGACCAGCUUCAGUCAAUCGUCUCGAAGCUAGUGUCUUGCAUCACAGCAUAUGACCAAGUUUCUCUUGAUGUUGAUGGGCUUCAAUCGAAUCCUUCACAUCAACUGCACAUACUGGUAGGUUUGCUGGAGCGGUUAACAGUUAAAGCCAGUCGCUCUCUACAUGAUUCAAUAAAAGAAUUGAACCCUUUUCCGAAGCUGCCAAUUUUUGAGCCCAUGCGAGCCUUGCAUAACUCCUUGUGUAGUGGAAGAAGUCUUGCAGAUGAAUUUGUCCAGUUUGUCAAAAGAGCGCCGAGCCUUCCACCUCAACUUCAACUUAUCAGCUUACAAAGUCUUGCAAAUGAGCUCAAACAUCGAAAGUGCGAGUUGUACGCGCAUCCAUUUAUUAGUAAAGACGGGACCAGGUGGCGAUGUAGUUCUAAAGUUGUGUCAGCGACCUGGAGAUUAGUGCAACUAUGUGACGAACAAAACUUUACUGACAUGCGUGAUCUUGCGGGCAUGUUCUUGGCUGCUGUUGGAAUGGGUAACCCUCACGCUGUUGUGUUUCAUUUGCCUGAAGAGCCUGAAGAGGAUCUUUCUCGGUCAUCUGCAAUAACAGAUGUUACGAUGAACACAGAGUUGGGUCCAUCAGACAUCUUUUUGAAGAAGAUCAUGAUACAAAUGCGAGGUUACCUCAUUGACAACAAUGUACAAAUCAUAGAACUGACCUCCAAGACUUUGAAGGGAUUGCUGUCAACUGAUCAAGGCCAUCGUGUUUUGAAAACAUUGACAUUCAAUGAUAGAGCUUACUUAGAGGUUCAUUCCAAGGGAAUCAAUCUUAAACUUGUUGAAGACUUGCUGAACACAUCAAAGCAACAGUCAGCAAGUGUAGCAACCCCAGUUGAGGAGCCACAACUCUGGAGAACAACUGGCAAAGCAUAUAACACUUGGAUUUGUGCACUUGUGCACUCUCUUAUAGAGUAUACAGAUGACCAGAUAUUGAGGAUCUGCCAAGGUUUAGCGUCGCAGAAGGCUUCUCUUGCCGAACUUGUCUUUCCUCAUGUUCUUGGAGACCUUGCUGCACGAAAUGAAUCGGAUACCGAAUUAUGUAAAAUAAUUUCAAAGAAGGUUGAAGAGCACAUACUGGGCGAGGAAAACGGGGAUAUGCGUUCAAUCCAGCUAUUUCUGAGUGCUCUCAAUACUCUUCGGUGUAGCUAUGUUGCUGCUACUAUGAAAGGUCCAUCUGCGACGGAUAAAGACAAUUCAAAGAGAGAUAAGACACCCGGAAGUAGUGGAGAUGGUAGAAAUGGCUCUGCUCGGAAGAGGAAAUCCGGUGUAGGAUCUUCCGAGCAAGGUGGUGCAAACGCAGGAAGGCAUACAUCAAUAUUGAACUGGCAGAAGGUGUAUUGGUUGCAAAUUGACUAUCUCACAACAGCAGGAGCAGCCCAACGGUGUGCGGCAUAUUUUACGACAAUCUUGUAUGUGGAGCACUGGUGUAAGGACAAGUUCGGAAGCCUCACACUUGGUGAGCCUGACUUUUCUAUGGACAACAAGCUGCCUGCUCAUAUAGAGCUGCUUUUGUUGGUGUAUACAAAAAUCAAUGAGCCUGAUGGCGUGUACGGUGUUGCACGCUCUCAUAAGGUGAGAUCGCAACUCCUUACUUAUGAACACGAGGGAAAUUGGAGCAAAGCUGUGGAGACAUAUGAUCUGCUCUUACGAAGUAGGAAAUCGCCAUUACUAAAUCUAAGAUCAGGUGACGUCGCAGAAUCCUCUACAAAUGGAUCUAAAGAGCAAAAAUGGCAAUCUCAUAAAGGAUUGAUGAGAUCAUUACGACAAAUGGGAUGUACUUAUGUGAUAGACCUUUGCAAUCAAAGUCUCGCACAGCAAAGGGGGCUUGAAAGUGAUUCUGAGUUCAGGGAACUGCAAUAUGAGUCGGCGUGGAGGUCAUGUAACUGGGACAACAACCUAUUUGAUCCUGAUUUUGUUGACGAUCUAUCCUGUAACCAAGUGGGAGAGCAGAAGGGAGUCGCGUUUCAUGCACACUUGCAUAGUUGUUUAAGAGCGCUGGUCGAAGGUGAUGCUGAAAUCUUUUAUCCUCGGUUGCAACAGGCAAGACAGGGAAUCAUCACAAGUAUGACUCUCAGUAGCAUGGAGAGCACGCAAACCGUAAAUCCUUCUAUCAUGAAACUUCAGAUGCUUGAGUCCCUUUCACAAUCAUGGGAGAUGAGAUGGAGGCUGUCCCAAUCUUCUGGUACUUGCUUCUCGCGUACAGUGGUGGCGGGGCCCCUUGUUCCGUCUGAUAUUCAGGUGUCUGCGUUUGAGGAUUUAUGGCAAGAAAACAUAAGGCAGAUGCAAUCUCAUUAUGAUUUGCUGGAGCCAUACAUCACCUUCCGGAAAGUUUUGUUUCAUGUGCUCAAUCUUCAUGACUAUCUACCUAGGCACCUACUUGAGUUCUCAACUCUCGCUCGGAAGGCUGGGAGACGCAACCAAGCUGCAGAUGCAAUCCACGAGCUCAAGUUGAUCCUGAAUGGAAGCAGCGGUCAAUCUUUUCCAGGCAUCGGCGAUUGUGUUUAUAAAUCUCAAACUAAUUUGGGACAACUUCUAUUAGCUGCGAGGGUAGAAGAGGCGAAAAUCUUGUGGGCACAGGAUCAACGAGAAAUGGCAGUGAGUCUUCUGAAGUAUAUUUUACAACACUCAGUCGUUGGAUCUGGAGAAUCUGCAGCUUUAUACUGUCUCACAGGGAAAUGGCUAGCAGAAACACGAUCAGACAGCAUCCGUAUAAUAUUGGACCUUUACUUGGGUAAAUCAGUCGAGGCAGUGGAAAGUGCUGUCAAGGGUGUUGACACAGCUUCACACAGUUACGUGAAGUGGGCGCUACGAUUGUGCCGCACUCACUACAGGCUAGCUCAUUACACAGAUUGCUUGUAUAAAAGCUAUGAAGAUCGCCUCAUGUCAAGCGAAUGGCAAGCAGCCUUACGUUUGCGGCAGCACAAGUCUCGGGAGCUUGAUGCUUUGAAGAAACGUGUCAACAACCAGAAGGGUGAUGCAAGGGACUAUACAAUGAAGAUGAUCGAGCUUCAUAAGCAGCUUACCCUCGACAACGAAGAAGACCAGCGCAUGCAGGGUGAUAAAGAUCAAUUCUUAGGAAUAGCACUAGAAAGUUAUCGCAGCUGCCUUCUCACGGGCAAUAAGUACGAUCUACGAGUGGUAUUCAGAUUGCUUUCUCUCUGGUUUAAUCUGUCCACAAAUUCUCGGGUUGUGGACGCAAUGCUGGAAACAGUGAAGAAGGUUCAGUCAUACAAGUUUGUACCCUUAGUUUACCAAAUAGCCUCUCGAAUGGGAACCUCUAAGGAUCAAACAUCAGGAUCUCAUGGUUUUCAGUACGCAUUAUCUGCUCUCGUGGAAAAGAUGGCGAUUGAACACCCAUAUCACACCUUGUACCAGGUUUUUGCUUUAGCGAAUGGCGAUCGUGUGAAGGAAAACCAACGUGGGAAGGUAUCAUUUGUUGUUGAUAUGGAUAAGAAACACUCAGCUGAGCAGCUAUUGAAGAAGUUAACUGCUCAUCACAAAGAUCUCCUUUUACAGAUGAAGCGAAUGGUAGAGAUUUAUAUAAAGCUUGCUGAGCUUGAAACCAAAAAGGAGGUUGACGUCUGUCUCACACGCAAUUCUGCCUUAAGCUUUGAUACGAACAAAAAGAUUCCCUUACCAAGGGACAUCCGUAACAUUCGACAGCUUGAACUGGUGCCAGUAAUAACAGCACAUAUUCGAGUGGAUCCCGGCUGCCAGUAUCAGAAGGGAUCUUUCCCAUACUUCAAAGGCUUAUUGGAUACUGUGCAGGUUAUGAAUGGAAUCAACGCUCCUAAGGUUUUAGAAUGCAGGGGCUCUGAUGGUCAUCGGUACAAGCAACUUGCCAAAUCUGGUAAUGAUGACUUACGACAGGAUGCGGUUAUGGAGCAGCUUUUUGGACUUGUAAAUACUUUGCUGCAAGACCACCCUGAAACUUGCAAACGCCAUCUGUGCAUUCGUACAUACAAGGUUGUCCCAUUCACACCAAGUGCUGGUGUGCUAGAGUGGGUCGACGGAACAGUGCCUUUGGGAGAAUAUUUGCUUGGCAGUACUCGGUACGGAGGUGCUCAUGCUAGGUAUGGAGGCAAUGACUGGACAUUUAUGGCAUGUCGGGAACACAUGUCAACUGAGAAAGACAAGCGACGUGCAUACGAGACAGUUUGUAAGAACUUCAGACCUGUGAUGCACAACUUUUUCCUUGAGAGAUUUACACAAUCUGCAGAGUGGUUUGAGAAGCGGCUUGCUUAUACCCGGAGCGUGGCUUCCAGUUCAAUGGUCGGUUAUGUCGUUGGACUUGGAGAUCGACAUUCUAUGAAUAUCUUAUUGGACCAGGUAACUGCAGAAGUCGUUCAUAUAGAUCUAGGUGUCGCAUUCGAGCAAGGUCUAAUGCUGAAAACACCUGAGCGGGUACCAUUCCGCCUCACUCGUGAUAUUAUUGAUGGUAUGGGAGUGUCUGGUGUGGAAGGCAUCUUUCGAAGAUGCUGUGAAGCCACUCUAUCUGUUAUGCGCACAAACAAAGAUGCAUUGUUGACCAUCAUAGAGGUGUUCAUUUACGAUCCUUUGUACAAGUGGGCAUUGUCACCUCUGAAAGUCUUGCAGCGACAGCGGGAGGUAUCUGCUGACAUGGACAACUCGGAGGAAUUCAGUCAGCCUGACAUGCAAGACGAAGGUAACAAAGAUGCUGCACGAGCCCUAUUGCGAGUUAAGCAGAAACUAGAUGGAUAUGAAGGAGGUGAAAUGAGAAGCCUUCAAGGCCAGGUGCACCAGCUAGUCCAAGAUGCUCAGGACCCAGAGCGCUUGAGUCACAUGUUUCCUGGAUGGGGUGCCUGGCUCUGAAGUUGCGAACUGGACAUGAAUACCAAUUCCACAAGGUCACGGCAUAGAUAUUAUCCAGUACGAUGACCUCACCAUCGCACUGAUGAGCUUUUUUACAUGGGCAAUUUCAGUAGUGUCGCUGUUCAUGGGCUGCAAGCGGAGGGAACUCUAAACACGUACUAGAUGGCCUCUUACUAUCGGAAUGCUCAGUGCACGUAAAUAAGUGACACUCAACACGUUUUGUAAAGAUUCACGCUUGUACAGAAUAUUGACUCAAUCUCAAGCUCAAUGUUGUCAGGCCUGAGUAAUACCGCAUUGGUUUCCCAAUUUUGCA
Physcomitrium patens is the source of this 10008-nucleotide messenger RNA. The record is from RefSeq and is a predicted model, not a curated record. NCBI's taxonomy places the organism in Eukaryota, Viridiplantae, Streptophyta, Bryopsida, Funariales, Funariaceae.